UCCAAUCCGGUUCUGUGGGCUUUGACUUCUAUUUAAGAUACUUGAAGAAAUUCAUUACUCAUUUUCCAAGGGAUUGAAGAUCAACGUAUACUGGUGAAGACAUCUACAGACAUGGAGAGUAAGCUGAUGUUUUUGGUUUGCGUGAUAGGCUGUGCAGUGUCUUUCAUUAAGGCUGAAAGCAACAUAUCAACACCAACAAAUGUGACUUCCAAAAUCUCCCGCAAUGAGUGUGGAAAAACCAAACUGUGUUUGGACAACCCUAAAGGAUGUGAUCCUUCGGGUAGCUCUCAGUGUUUCUUCACCUCAGCUAUCUUAACUAACAUCAGCCUCACUGUUGAGCUCAGUGGAAACUCUACCGGUUACAUCGCUUUAGCAGCUGGACUGACAUCUAAUAUCACUCAGGAUCGUCAUUUCAUCACUGUCUGUGGCAAUAAUAAUAGCGGGAAUUUCUUCCAAACUACAGCACUCUACAAUAAUACACUGGAGACCACAAAUACACCUGAUGUAACCAAUAUCCAGGGUUCGAUACAAUCGAGCUUGAUUCAAUGUGUUUUCACCAUCCCCAAUAAUGCAAACUUCACAUCCUUCCUAAGCAGGGUCAAUGGUACAAAUUUCACCAUCAGCAAUUCCAAAAGUCUCAUGUUCAUUGACAUCUGGAAGGGUUCAACCAAUGGAACUGUGCUGGGAGCACCAACAAGUGUACUUGGGUCCUCUGUUCUGGUUGAUCUACUUGAUGUCAAUUCUACUAAUGUUGUAAGCACCACAGCUGGCACCACAUCUGGCACUACAGCUGGCACUACAGCUAGAACCACAGCUAGGACCACAGCUAAAUCAAAUGCCAACAUCUCACUCACCAGCCUACUGAGUCAUGUAGCAAUUUGCCUGCUCAGUAUCUUCUUGCAUCUGAUCUGAUGAGACCAGAGAGAGACCUGAGGACUAAUCAUGCUUUAGAGUAGUAUAUAGUAGUAAUGUUAGCAUGUUUUCCAAAACAGAACAAAAAGUCUUAUUUCCAUCGGCUUCUUUCUAUAUCUGAUUCUUUCUAUUCACAAGAAACCAUGUCUCUUUGACAUAUACAUGGUGUUAGGAAUGUUGGACACAUACAGUAAUAGUCUACCUUUUUAUUGUGUUUUAAUGAUCCAAUUAUUACAUUAUUUACUGAUAGUAGAAAUGAUCACAGAGAUUUGAAGUUACUUUAAAAAUGUGUUAAAAUAAUACAUAAAUAAAAUGUCAUACACACAUACAGGUACAGUAUCUAUCAUUAAUUGCAAUGUUAAUUACAAUAUUGUUGAUCAAUAUUUAUAAAUAAAACGCCUUUGAAACUUUAA
Messenger RNA from Pimephales promelas (fathead minnow), 1325 nucleotides. RefSeq lists its product as uncharacterized. Lineage: Eukaryota; Metazoa; Chordata; Actinopteri; Cypriniformes; Leuciscidae. The record is from RefSeq and is a predicted model, not a curated record. Gene Ontology annotation, biological process: regulation of glutamate receptor signaling pathway; regulation of postsynaptic membrane neurotransmitter receptor levels.